Molecule: messenger RNA, 4526 nt
Organism: Ostrea edulis (European flat oyster)
Lineage: Eukaryota; Metazoa; Mollusca; Bivalvia; Ostreida; Ostreidae
Product: 2-oxoglutarate dehydrogenase complex component E1-like
Exons: 21
Coding region: 430-3432 (1000 amino acids)
Biological process (GO): tricarboxylic acid cycle
Cellular component (GO): mitochondrion; oxoglutarate dehydrogenase complex
Molecular function (GO): thiamine pyrophosphate binding; oxoglutarate dehydrogenase (succinyl-transferring) activity
Source: RefSeq, a predicted model, not a curated record
AAGAGAGGUAACUCUUGUGAAAUCAGUGUCGUAUUAUUUCAUUGGUUGAAAAUAUUGAUCCAAUAAGAUUGCAUGUUGCAAACCCAAUUUGUUUAGAAGAGUUACUGCAAGGUCUUGGUGUCCGCUCGUUCGACAUUUUCGAUCGGUGAAAAGUCGCCGAGAAUUUACCGGUUUUUCCCUGCCGCUUGACCUUGACAGUUACGAUCACAACCUGUAUAUUGAAGAGGAUUGAAAUAAAUCACUGAUCUCGAAAGAGAACAAUCAUACCCGUAGGUGGGAAUUAAAACAAUUACCACCGUCAGGGAAUAGUUUUCAACAGCCACUGCGUUGUGCCUGUGGUGAUUUGUUGGAAAUCGCCACGCUGGCUCGUGAGCAUAUGUGUAGUUUUUGUCACACCAAAAGACACUUGCAUUUCAUAAAGACGUGAAAAUGUAUCGUGCAAAAACGUUUCUCUCGGGUCUUUCCAAACCUCAGACCCUUGGAAUUUUACUUCAAAGGACUUGUGCCAGUACACAAACCAUUCCAGAGAGGACUCAAACUUCACACUCGUUUCUGAAUGGCAGUUCUUCAGUGUACACAGAACACAUGUAUGAAGCAUGGCUGCAAGAUCCGUCUAGUGUGCACAAGUCCUGGGACGCCUAUUUUAAAAAUGGGGAAUUCACCAGUCCAUCUCAAUUGAUUCCACAUGCUCAGCCUUCCACUUCUGUAGACUUGCAGAAACAGAGCCAAGAAUACUAUCAUGUACAGAGUCUCAUCAGAUCAUAUCAGGAACGAGGACAUAAGAUUGCUGAGUUGGACCCCUUAGGAAUACAUUCAGCAGACUUGGAUUCAGAAUGUCCCAAAAGCCUCAUGCUGAGCUCCCACAACUUUGGAGAACAUGACCUGGAUCGGAAGUUUUUUUUGCCUGAUGAUAGUGUGACAUACAUUGGAGGGGAAGAAAAGGCUCUGACCUUGCGAGAAAUUAUCCGAAGACUAGAGAACAUUUACUGUAAACACAUUGGAAUUGAGUAUACCCACAUCAACAAUGAGGAACAGACUCGAUGGAUCAGGGAAAAGUUUGAGACGCCAAGAAUUCGAGAAUUUUCCGUGGACGAGAAACAUGUUACCUUGGCUCGUCUUGUUCGAUCACAAAGAUUUGAAGAGUUUCUGUCAACAAAGUGGACGUCUGAGAAGCGGUUUGGUUUGGAGGGCUGUGAGGUGCUAAUUCCUGGGAUGAAGACUAUCAUUGAUCGAUCUACUGAGUAUGGUGUAGAGAGCUUCAUUGUCGGAAUGCCACACAGAGGAAGACUUAAUGUAUUGGCCAAUGUCUGCCGAAAGCCCCUGGAGAACAUCUUCUGUCAGUUCGACUCCAAAUUAAAUGAAGAGGACGAAGGCUCUGGAGACGUGAAGUACCAUCUUGGAAUGUCGCACCACCGACUGAACAGGGUCACAAACAAAGAAAUCAAAAUCGCUGUGGUGGCUAAUCCAUCUCAUUUAGAGGCUGUUGGUCCUGUAGCUCAAGGCAAGACCAGACAUGAGCAGGAUUGUCUGGGAGACACAGACGGCAAAAGGGUUAUGAGUAUUCUGCUGCAUGGUGAUGCAGCAUUUUCUGGACAAGGAGUUGUGUAUGAGACUCUGCACUUGAGUGACCUUCCAGCAUUCACCACUCAUGGCACCAUUCAUAUUGUGGUUAACAAUCAGGUUGGAUUUACCACUGAUCCUCGAUUUUCGAGGUCCUCCCCCUACCCCACAGAUGUAGGGCGAGUGAUCAAUGCUCCCAUCUUCCACGUUAAUGCUGACUACCCCGAGGAGGUGGUAUAUGUGUGCAAGGUGGCUGCCGAGUGGAGAGCCACAUUUGGAAAGGAUGUGGUGGUAGAUCUGGUCUGCUACAGAAGAAAUGGACACAAUGAGAAUGACAAUCCUUACGUGACACAACCCAUUAUGUACAAGGCCAUAGAGAAGCAACAGCCAAUCAUGGAGAAGUAUGCAGAUGAACUUGUCAGUUCAGGGGUUGUUACUAAGGAAGAUUACAAGAAUGAAGUAGAAAAGUACGACCAUAUCUGUAAGAAGGCUUACGACGAUUCCAAGGGCAUCCUGGUGAACAAGAACAGCGAGUGGUUGGACUCGCCCUGGGGAGACUUCUUUGUCAACAAAGACCAGAUGAAAGUGGCGGCCACUGGUAUUCCCGAGGACGUGGUUUACAAGCUCGGUGUCCAAGCCAGCUCUGUCCCCAAAGAUCUAAAUAUUCACUCUAGUUUGAACCGAGUACUGAAGGCUCGUAUGAAGAUGAUUGAGGACAGAACCGUGGACUGGGCCCUAGGGGAGACCAUUGCUUACAUGUCCCUCCUGAUAGACGGCUAUCCGGUCAGACUUAGUGGACAGGAUGUGGAAAGAGGAACAUUUAGUCACCGUCAUCAUGUAAUUCAUGAUCAGAAGAUGGACAAGAAGACAUAUUGUCAGCUCAAUAACCUGGAUGGUCUGUUUGAGGGGAAGAAACCUGCAAUGUACACUGUGUGUAACAGCUCACUGUCAGAAUAUGCUGUGUUAGGAUUUGAGGUUGGCUUUAGUCAAGUGGACCCCAACUGUCUGGUUCUGUGGGAGGCCCAGUUUGGGGACUUUGCCAACACAGCCCAGCCAGUCAUUGAUCAGUUUAUCUCCUGUGGACAGGAUAAGUGGGUCAGACAACUUGGAUUGGUCUUGUUGCUUCCCCAUGGAUACGAGGGCAUGGGCCCUGAACACUCAAGUGGUAGAUUGGAACGGUUCCUGCAGAUGUCUAAUGAUGACCCCAGUCAGGAAUUGAUCCCGCAAAAUCUAGAGAAAUUUGGAGAAGAUUUUGCCAUGCAGCAGCUUCAUGAUAUCAACUGGUUUGUGUGUAACAUCUCCACGCCUGCGAACUACUUCCACGCCAUCCGUAGACAAAUCCUGCUUCCAUUCAGGAGACCUCUGAUUAACAUGAGCCCCAAGGCCAUUCUCCGUCUACCAGAGGCCAGGUCAUCGUUUGACGAAUUGACUAGUGAUACAGAGUUCAAGAGAAUUAUUCCUGAGACUGGAGUGGCAUUAGAGAACCCACAGGGAGUGAACAAGAUCGUCUUUUGUACCGGCAAAGUGUACUAUGAAAUCGCUAAAACCAGAAAAGUGAUGGAGAGGGAAGACCAAGUGGCUGUUGUUCGUGUAGAACAGAUUUCUCCAUUCCCUUAUGAUCUAGUUAGGGAUGAGAUUGCGAAAUACCCCAAUGCCAGUAUAUCCUGGGUUCAAGAGGAGCAUAAGAAUAUGGGAGCAUUCCAGUAUGUGGAGCCCAGACUGCGUCACCUCCUGACGUACAUGGGCAGGGAUGAUAAAGUCAAGUAUGAGGGCCGUUUCCCAGCUGCCUCUACUGCAGCAGGUAACAAGCAACUUCACGAACAGGAGCUGGAUGCCUUCAUGAGCAAUGUCUGCAACCCGGAUUACUUCUAAAACACCAAGAUAAACAUAGUGUAGACAAAACUACAGAGAAGACUUACUGAAAAUAAAUCAACACCACCACUAACAUGCCACUGAAUGUGCCUAAAUUGUUUUGUUCCAGUUCGCAGCACCUAUUUUUCUCUCCAUUUUUUUUUUUAGCAAGAUGUGAGUGAAUGUAUUGUUUAGGAAAGGAAGAACACAACAAUGAGCAUAAUUCUUUGGACAGAAUCUCCAAGGUUAUAUAUUUUUUUUCUGGGCUGGGUGUGUCUUUGUGUCACAGAAAUUGAAUUAAUAGUGAUAUAUGUAUUUAUUAUGUCGGAGCAUAUUUCCUUCAAAGGAAUUUUGAAAAAAUGUAAAUUUUUGUGUGAUAUGCAAUUGUACUAUUUUAAAAAGGCAAUUAAUUCUUUUCUCCCUGAUUGUUGAAUUUUAUUGUUGAUUUGUUGCAAAUGUUAUCAAUGAUUUCAUGUAUAUAUAUAAAAAAAAAAAGGGAUUUUAUUUUAGAGGAGACAGUUCUUAUCAGACUUGCUUUAUGACCAUCAGUAUGAUGUACACUUUCAGGGAUUGUUUUUGUAGCGGGGAUGUAACCUCAUUCAGACACCAGUGAAUUAAUUUAUCUGUCCGCUUGUAAAACCAGGAAUAUUUCACAAAUUUCAACAUGUUGAAAAGUCUGUUUUCUGCAGAUUUGAGUACUUAAAUACAAUAUUCUCAGUAACUUUUUAAAGACAAAAUCAAAACCAAAGGUCGACAAAAGAAAUAUGUUUCUGCUAGUUGUUUUAGCUGGUACUUAAAAUUUGUGAGAGGGUUGCUAUACAGCACUUAUAGAUGUACAUUCUUCUUCAACUCAUCAGAUUUAGUUCCUUAUAUGAAAUAUCAUUACAGACAGUAAUCCUUGAUCAUUGGAUGUAGAAUAGUGGUGACUUCAUGAGGUUGUUGGAUAUUUCUGGUUUUAUAAUGUUGUGUUUAAAUUAUUAUGUACAAAGAAUGUAAACAGGAUGAAAAAAAUGUGUUAUUUAUUUGAUUUUUAGUUUGAUUACAUAAUGUCUCUAAAUCUCCAUAUACUGACAAUAUAUAAAAUUUUGCAGAUAUUAAAGUCAUCAUAAAGCUUA